Messenger RNA from Alosa sapidissima (American shad), 6519 nucleotides. It is a transcript of the gene uacab, whose product is annotated as uveal autoantigen with coiled-coil domains and ankyrin repeats b. Gene Ontology annotation, molecular function: actin binding. NCBI's taxonomy places the organism in Eukaryota, Metazoa, Chordata, Actinopteri, Clupeiformes, Clupeidae. The record is from RefSeq and is a predicted model, not a curated record.
CGUCCAGCCGCCAGCGAGGAAGUCCCUCCUCAUCUAAUACUUGAUUGGUGAGGUAGUAAACACUGUGAAUUGUACCGGCAUUGGAUUAGUUUAGUGAUUUGUCAAUCAUGCAACAGGUCCAGAGUUUGUAGUUAUGCGUCAGGUGAAAAUCAUUGUAUUUUGAGAGGGAAAAAAGUCAAUUAACACUAGUAGCCUAACCUAAGCCUUAGAUAGAACUUAAGCCUACUUGAUAUUGUCUACUGUAACAACGUUACUGACUUUUACAACGCAGCGAAGCCGCAACGAUGAAGAGUUUAAAGUACCGCCUGAAAAAGCACGAAGUUACCAUCACUAACACUGAUUGGAACAAGUAUGACGAUCGGCUGAUGAAGGCUGUGGAACGCGGCGAGGUGGACAAGGUGGCCGCAGUGCUGAACAAGAAGGGCAUCAUCCCCACCAAGCUGGACGUGGAGGGGAGAUCUGCCUUCCACCUCGCCGCGACCAGAGGACACGUGGAUUGUUUAAACCUCAUCUUGAGCCACAGUGUGGACGUGACUGCCACCGAUGCCACUGGGAAAAAUGCCCUACAUUUGGCUGCAAGGAACGGGCAGUCAUUAUGUGUUCAGAGGCUCUUACAGUACAAUUGUCCUGUGGGAAACGUGGACCUGCAGGGAAGAUCUGCACUACAUGAUGCCGUGAUGGCGGGCUGUGCCUCCAGUGUUAAAUUGCUCUGUGAUAGUGGGGCUUCGGUGAACACCAGUGAUUUUGAUGGGAGGACUCCUCUGGUGCUGGCCACUCAGAUGUGCCACCCACGGAUCUGCCAGCUGCUGCUGGAGCGCGGGGCAGACAUCACCGUCCGUGAUAAACAGAACAAGACGGCUCUGAUCCUGGGCUGUGAGUACGCCUGUAGAGACGCGGUGGAGGUCCUGCUAAGAAGCGGAGCGGACGUCACCGCCACUGACGGCUCCGGCCACGACAGCUACCACUACGCCCGCCUCAGCAAGAACCAGGAACUGGUGGCACUGGUCAAGAGCUACUUGGACAGCACCAACAAAGCUAAAGAGGCUGCAAGGAUGGAGCUGAAGAAAAGACAGCAGGUGAGUGUAGAGCCUGCUUCAAAUACAAACAAGGAUCAGAUGAUACAUGACCUGGAGAGGCAGAAUGAGAGCCAGCAGGAGUCACUGAGGAAGUUCCAUCAGGAGCAGAGAGCCCUCAUGGACCAGGUCAACAUGCUGCAGCAGCAGCUCAGCCAGGAGAAGUCCGCAAUGGAGGACAUCCACAUGGAGAGGGAACAGCUCAGACAUCUGCUCACGGCCAGAGGAGAGGAUGGGGCUCGCGCUGUGGAAACAGUCAAGGUGCAGAUGAAGUCUCAUCUGGGGGAUUAUUCCGGCCAAUCUGUUAUCAAAGGAAAAGAGAACAUUCUGGUGAGGCAGUCCCACAGCCUGGAUUCCGCUCAGGUCCUGCAGUCGUCGGUGUCGCGACCCCUGGAGCUGACAAGGACGCCAUCGCUGGUGGCAUCGGGCGGCGAGGCGGAGAGCCUGCGGCGGGAGCUGGACGCUCUGCGGAAGAAGCAGGAGGCGUUGGAGGAGGAGACGGCCCAGCUGCAGGCGGCGCUGAGCCGUAAGGUCCAGGAGUGCGAGGAGCUGGCGCAGAGCCGCGACGCCACCAAGCGCGACGCCGACCUGCAGGUGCGGCAGCUGGAGGAGGCGCUGGGCGACGUGCAGAAGAGGAUGCUCGACUCCGAGGCCAAGGUCAAGCAGCUGCAGGCCCACGUGGUGGCGGUCAAGGAGCACCUGAGCAACCAGCUGGUGGAGGAUCUGAAGACGCAGCUCGGCGACGUCAAGGCCAAGUACGAGGGCGCGUCGGCGGAGGUGGGCCGCGUGCGCAACCACCUGAAGCUGAGCGAGAAGGCGCUGGAGGAGUACAAGAAGAGCGAGGGCCAGCUGGCCGUGGAGGCCGAGCGGCUCACCCAGGAGCUCAACGUCCUGAAGGACGAGCGCGAGGACAUGGCCGAGACCCUGAUGGACAUGGAGGCGCACGUCAAGGAGGUGGAGAUCCGUCUGUCCGCCAUGGUGCCCUCCGAGAAGUUCGACAACAUGAAGAACCUGCUGACCAACGCCGUGGACGAGAAGGAGAAGCAGAUAGCCGAGCUGAGGGAGGACUACGACCGCGUCCUGGAGGAGGUGGCCGAGCUCCACAGGGAGAUGGACAACCGCAGCGGCCCCGCGGCCAUGACCGUCCCCCUGCAGGAGCACGAGCGCGUGAGGGCGGCCCUGGAGGAGCACAGCGCGUCUCUCAAGAGGAAGCUGUCGGACAUCACCGCCAAGAGCCAGGCGCUGAUCCAGGAGGUCGAGGAGAGCGAGGAGGAGCGGGAAGUCCUCCGGGAGCAGCUGGAGGACCUCCGGGACCAGAUCCAGAGCGAGUUUGUGCCCCUCCAGUCCCACGAGGACGUGAAGAGGUCACUGGGCCGCGCGCUGGACGACCUGAAGGACAAGCUGGCCGAGGCAGCCGAGAAGAAGCAGCUGGCCGAGGAGGAGCUGCGCAGGCUUAAGGACGAGAAGGCCUCGCUGUGCGAGAACGUCACCCUGCUGCGGAGCAGCCACGUGUCCAGCGAGCGGCUCCAGAGCGAGGUGGGCGCGCUGAGCACGCGCAACACGGAGCUGGAGCAGGAGCUGGACGCCAUGCGGCGGGGGAGCAACGAACGGGAGAGGCAGCUGAGGGAGGCGCUGGCCGAAAAGGAGGCCCUGGAGCAGAGUCUGCAGGGACGGGUGGUGUCCAGGGAGGACCACGAGCGAAUGAGGGCGGAGCUGACCGCCGCCUUGGAGGAGUCCAAGAAUCAAAUCUCCACGUUGGAGAAGAACGGGGAGGCGAGGGAGGAGGAGUUGCAGAAGGUGAAAGAAGAAAGUGCCAUGUUGAAAGAGGAGCUUGAGAAAGUUCAGACGGUGUUCGAAAAUGACUAUAUCAGCCUUAGUGACCACCAAACGGUCACCAGCACGCUGAGCAGUGCCUUAGCUGAAGCUGAGGAGAGGGUCAAGGAAGCGCUCUCCAGGCAUCAGUCGGCUCAGGACGACACCGUGAAGCUGCACGAGGAGAUCGAAGCGCAGAAGAGAGAGCUGGAUACGAUACAGGAGGCUAUUCACGUGAAGUUUGUGCCACUGUCUGUCGUGCAGGAGAAAGAGAGCGGCUUUGAGGCCGCGCUGAAGGACUUGAACGAGCAAUUGAGCGAGAUGCAGGAGAAGUACGACCAGGAGAAGACGGAGAGCGAACGUCGGAAGUCUGAGACUGAGCGUCUGGAGGCAGAGCUGCAGGAGGCUCUGCAGAAGCUGGAGGCCGACCUGGAGUCCGGCGAGAGGCAGCUAGAGGCCGAGGCCGAGCAGAAGGGUCAGUCGGAGGAGCUGAGCCUCAAGCUGGUGGACCUGGAGCAGCAGUACAAGGAGGUGACGGUGCAGCGCGCCGAGCUGGAGGAGCAGAACGCGCUGUGCGCCGCCGAGAUCCAGGCGCUGCAGCGACGCCUGGAGGGGGAGUACGUGCGGCUGGAGCGCUUGGAGGCCACGCAGCAGGCGCUGACCGACAGCCUGCAGCAGGCCCAGGAGCAAUGCCAGCAGGCGCAGGCGGCCCAGCGGCACGAGGCCGAGCGUGCGCGCCAGCUCGAGCAGGAGCUGCAGGGCCACGCCGCCGGGCAGGGCGUGGUCGGCGCCGCCCUGGUGGCCGAGCAGCAGCAGCAGGAGGAGGCGCGCAGGGCGCUGGAGCAGGAGGUGGCCACGCUGCGGCUGGCGCUGCGCGAGGAGGUGGAAGGCAGCGCCCAGCGGGCGGAGGACGUGGCGGCGCUGCAGAGCGAGCUGCUCCGCGCCACCCAGGCCCUGGAGGAGCUGCGCGGGCACGAGGAAGGCGAGGUGGCCGCGCUGCGCAGCGACAAGCAGCGGCUGGAGGAGGAGGUGCAGGAGCUCGGCGAGAGGCUGUCGGGGCUGGCCGAGCAGUACGAGGAGCUGUACCGGGAGACGGCCCUGCGCCGCGACGCCGAGACGCAGGCGCGCGCCGAGGCCGACUCCCUGCAGGCCAAGAGCACCACCAUCGAGGGCGAGAUCCGCGAGCUGAAGGAGCGCUAUGACGGCUCUCUGCACACCAUCGGCGAGCUGCAGAAGAGGAUCCAGAUGUCCUCCGAGCAGACCGAGGCCAAGGACAAGCGGAUCACAGAGCUCCUGGCAGACGUGGAGAGGCUGAAGCAGGCGCUGAACGGUCUGUCCCAGCUGGCCUACUCUGGCAGCGCGCCCAACAAGAGGCAGGCGCAGCACAUUGAUGCUCUCCAGGCCCAGGUUAAAAGCCUGCAGCAGCAGCUGGCUGAUGCUGAAAGGCAGCACAGGGAAGUGGUCUCCAUUUACCGAACUCAUCUCCUCAGUGCCGCUCAGGGGCACAUGGAUGAAGACGUCCAGGCGGCUCCUGCAGAUCAUCCGUAUGCGGCAGGAGUUUGUGUGCUAGAGGGAGCGCGGUGGGAGCACCAGCAUUCACCCAGCAUCCCACAAUGCACUGCACAGCCACAUGUGGGCCCACCCAACGUAGCAACCCACGUAGAUCCACGUUGGCGUCAAGCGUCAUAUGCCUGUCCAGGGUCUAUAGAUGAAGCCACAUGUGAAGGAGGUGACCAGGAACUUUGGGUUAACAGCCACUACAUGUUAGUUUAGCAUGUGCAGUAUUAGCAGGUGUUGGGAGUGAUUAGAUCACGUUAGACGAGGUUUGUUCAGGGCGCUCAGGCGUGCAUGUGAACACAUGGCUGGGAAGUAUUGUAGAAAUGUGAGUGGAAGUGAGGAAAGAGAGGGCAAGUGCAGUUCUUAAAGCAAAGGGAGGGGGUAAGGGAGUGAGUGGAGGGGGGUAAGGGAGUGAGUGGAGGGGGGUAAGGGAGUAGAGGGAGGGGGUAAGGGAGGGAGUGGAGCGCCUUGUGGCUGUUUAGAGGGGGUAUGAGGUUGGCGUUAUGGGAGUGUGAGUGUAGUUUUUGGCAAUCGAGUCACGUCAAUGUCAUGACGCCUCUGAUGGGAUUAGAAGUUACGGUCUACUUUCCCUCCGUGGUGCCCUCCUUUGACCCUCCACAUAGCCACACACACACACACACACACCCCGCCCGCCCGCCUGCAUCUGCAGACUACCAACCCCUCACUCUUCCCAUACACACACGCUAGAGAGAGAGAGAGAGAGAGAGAGAGGAGGUUGUAGCUUCUCCGCCGCCUUGCCUUGCGCAGCAGACUGGGAGCCGGACUCCCACCACUCAUACAGAACCCACACAGUCAUAUGAGCACCUCCACUCUCACGUCCCUACCAGUGUCCCUGGGGUAUCCGCCACAAUGACUUUAACCUGCAGGUCCAAACCAAUCAACACACUCCACACGUCUCCAGUGCUCCCACUCUGUCAGGCUCUCCCUUACUCCAUUUUUUUCAUUCAUCUCAGCGGCCCUGUCUCACUCCAUCAUAUCUCUCUCCUCCUCAUUCUCAUCCUUUUAUUCCUGUCUUUUUCACCUUAGUCAUACGCUUCAUCUAUGUUCUCUCUCUCUCUCACUGUCUUACUCUCUUUCUCAUCUCUCCAUCUCUCUCUCUAAGGGGGGGGGGGGUGUCAUGUGCUGAGGCAGACGCAGAGUCUGUCUCUCUCUCUUUCUCUCUCUGUUUGUAUUUCUCUUACACACUCAAACACGCGCGCGCGCGCGCACACACACACACACAUGUGGUGGGUCCACAGCAUUAUGUGUGGUUCACUCUGGAUGUGGAUGAUUUGGGUCACAGAAUGUUAAUGGUGUGUCUCCUGGUUAAGCGAAUGGGACUUUGAUUGCUUUCUGGUGCCUUGCGGCGACACAGCGUCCUCCCUAUCCCAGUUGCCUGCCUCCUGCCAGUGGGACAACAGCCCCCUCUAGUGGUGUGACUUGGCUGGCCAAGUUUAGUACUUUUACUCUGGGUGAAGUUACUUGAGUAGCUCUCAUGGUUAUUGGGUUUUUUUUUUCAAUGUAGGGAGAUUUUAGGCAUUUGAGAGUCUUCAUUUUUUGCCUGCAAACUGAUAUAUUUUUUCAUGGCUUUUUAAUAUGUUUAUUAAACCCUGUUUUGAGGAAAAAUAUACAGCAGGUCUGGAGUUAGUUAGAGUUCAGGACGCAGGACAGUCAUUGAAUCCCACGGUAGAGGUGGUAUUUAUCUCUUUAUGCAGUCAAAGGCUUUCGUCAGCUGAUCAAUCAGUUGUAAAAGCGAAUGAUUUUUUAAAACAAUAUAUUUCAUGAUAUUCACUUCUCAUGGUAUCCGUUUAUAAUGCAGUAAUAUUGACUAAACUGUUUUAAAUGACCUCUGAUUGAAUGUUUGACCUAACAUGAUUGGGAUUGAUAUGUUUUUAUUUUCCUUUUGGGAGUUAAAAAAAUCAUUUGCAUUAAUACAAUAUAUUACCAAUGUCAUGAUUUCCAUCCACUACUGGUCUUUAACAGGCGUGUGUUGUGGUUUUAUUUAAUGUUUUUUUUUUUUUUUUUUUUAGUUUUACAAGUUAGUCAAACAUCAAUAAAAGUGCCUAUAAAACAGAAA